This is a messenger RNA of Gossypium raimondii (Peruvian cotton), 2360 nucleotides long. RefSeq names its product cysteine-rich receptor-like protein kinase 1. The coding region runs from base 571 to 2073 and encodes 500 amino acids. The transcript is spliced from 7 exons. The record is from RefSeq and is a predicted model, not a curated record. Gene Ontology annotation, biological process: protein phosphorylation. Gene Ontology annotation, molecular function: ATP binding; protein kinase activity. NCBI's taxonomy places the organism in Eukaryota, Viridiplantae, Streptophyta, Magnoliopsida, Malvales, Malvaceae.
GGCUCAGUGUGCAAGGGACCGCCAUGUGGGGGGAAGGAAUAUCUAGAAAUGGGCUAAAUAAAGCAAAGAGAAACAGAAACCGAGUUAAAUUCUCCCUAUUUUCUUUGGUUGCCAUCUUCCUCUCUUUCACACAAAAAGACUCCAGACCCCCCUAGGAAUUACAAUCAUCUCUCCUUCUCCAAACCCUUCAAUCGUAACAUGACAAAGGGUUAGGGAGAGAAGAGAAAAAUGUGAAUAUUUUGCUAUAUAUAUAAAAAAAGAAAGAAAACAGAAACAGAGCAGAGGACCAACAGAAUUCGAUGCGAUUCUCAGUCCAACAUCCUUUGAACAUUAUAAUGAUAUGGAUGUUGCUGAUGUUUGCUUCAUGUUUCUCCCCUGCCUCCUCUGCUCUUCUAUCCUUCGGAUCCCGCCUUAAGUGUGGAACUAAUAACGAAACCUCCCAGAGAUUCGUUAGGAGUGUUGACAAAGUGAUGGGAGCUUUGUCCAAAUUAAUUGCUGCUCAGGGCUGGGGAACCUUCUCUGAUGUGGAUCCACCCUUCACUGUCUUUGGAUUAGGCCAAUGCUAUCAACAUGUCAACGGAAAAGGUUGUAAACUCUGUUUCAAUACAGCCAGAGAAGAACUUAGAAGGUGUUUAUCAACAAGAUUUUCAAAGGGAAUUGGAUCAAGUGAUCAGGAAAGUAACCAAUACAGCGUUGGAGAACAAUGGAUAUGCGGCAAAGGCGGCCAAAGGAGGGGUGACCACCGUUUACGCAUUGGCGCAAUGUUGGAGGGCAAUUGAUCAAGAGACUUGCAGCGAGUGUUUGAGGCAUGCAGCCUCGGGGUUGAGGAAGUGUGCUCCUGGGGCUGAGGGCAAGGCUAUGUUUUCUGGGUGUUAUAUGAGGUAUUCCACCCAUAGGUUUUUUGGCCCAGAAGCUGAAACAGAGGACAAUACGGGGUUUAGUCCUUGGGUCAUCAUAGGAUUGGCUUCAGCAGGAGUUGCAUGCGCCGUGCUUGGUGCUAUUGGUACUUGUAUAAGCUGUAAGAGAUUCUCCAAGAAGAAAGGGCUAGAUGACAUUCCAGCAACCCGAAACAAUACUAGUUUAAAUUACAUGUAUGGAACGCUUGAAAAGGCGACUGACCAUUUUGAUGAAUCAAGGAAAUUAGGACAAGGAGGAGCAGGUACUGUGUUCAAGGGAAUUCUCCCUGAUGGUAAAGUUGUUGCAGUUAAAAGGUUGUUCUUCAAUACCCGGCAGUGGGUGGACCAGUUCUUUAACGAAGUCAAUUUGAUCAGUGGAAUUCAGCACAAGAACCUUGUAAGCCUUUUAGGUUGCAGCAUUGAAGGUCCCGAGAGCCUUCUAGUUUAUGAAUAUGUACCAAAUAGGAGGCUAGAUCAAAUCCUGUUUGUUAAGAACACAAUAAACAUUCUAAGCUGGUCACAUCGGUUCAACAUUAUAUGUGGAACAGCUGAAGGGCUGGCUUAUCUUCAUGGGGGUUCUGGAGUAAAAAUCAUUCAUAGAGACAUAAAAUCCAGCAACAUUCUCCUUGAUGAGAAUCUCAAUCCAAAGAUUGCUGAUUUUGGACUUGCUUGUUGUGUUGCUUCAGAUAAAUCCCAUGUUAGCACUGCAAUUGCUGGAACAUUAGGAUACAUGGCUCCUGAAUAUCUGGUUCGAGGACAACUGACAGAGAAGGCGGAUGUUUAUGCAUUUGGGGUGCUAAUGCUUGAGAUUGCCACUGGUAGGAAAAACAAUGUUUUCUCUGAGCGUUCAAGUUCUACUUUGUACUUGGUGUGGAAGCAAUACAAGGCAGAAAGUAUUACACAAGCUAUAGACUCUACCUUAAAGGGCAGAUUUGAUGAGAGGGAGGCAUCGAUUGUGCUUCGAGUUGGGCUGCUGUGCACCCAAUCCUCAGUUGCACUAAGACCAACCAUGUCUGAAGUAGCUCAAACGUUAACUGAUAGACGUUGUGUGAUUCCCUCCCCGAAACAGCCUCCCUUCUUGAACGCUAGUGUGCUAAGUCCUGAAGACGCAAUGACUAGUUCUUUUAUGGGCUCUUCAGCUUUAAAUGACCCAAGAACUCAAAAGCCUGGCACCUGAAUCAAAUAAUUGUACACAAUUAAAGCAUUGAGAUCAACAUAGCCUUCACUCUUCUAAGAUUGGCAGGGCAUACAAUCAGAAAAUAUUUGCCCCACGUGGAGACUGGAAUUUUGUACACCUGAGAUUAGGUAGAGGCAAUGAUUUGCAUUGGUUAUUUUUUCUUUUAACUUCUUUUCUCCCUUGUAUUUGCACAUACAAAAAUUUAACCGUGUACAUAUAAUUAAAAGGAAAAAAACCUUUUACAUCCCCAUUUGAUCUCCUAAAAUUAAACCCAUCCGAUGGAUUGU